AUGAAGGCCCCGAUCGCAUCGCUACUCGUCACGGCCCUGGCCGGCGCCGCCAUGGCCCGGCCCGGGGACAAGGCGCCGCGGGCCAAGGCCGCCUUUGACCCGGCCGAGCUCAAGGCGUACAAUGCCCCCAACGCCGUCUCGAUGGAGGUCCUCAAGCAGAAGAAGCUUGACCAGCUCGCCAAGGACGAGCAGGCGGGCGUCUUUGCCAAGGACAAGUACACGCUCCAGGGCGCCACGUCGUGCGCCAGCGGCAAGGCCGGCGAGUACUCGUGCAACAACGUCGACCUCAAGGGCUUCCUGCGCCACCAGGACCUGCAGAGCCGAUCCCGCCGCGGAAACGACAUCUGGGGCUGGACCUCCUCCACUGGCCGCGAGUUCGCCAUCGUGGGCCAGGCCGAUGGAACCGCCUUUGUCGAGGUGCUCAAGGACGGAAGCCUGCAGUACGUGGGCCGCCUCCCCACGCAGACGGAGGCGUCGACGUGGCGCGACAUCAAGGUCAUCAAGAACCACGCCUACAUCGGCUCCGAGGCGCCCGACCACGGGCUCCAGAUCUUCGACCUCACCAAGCUGCUCAAGGUCGACCCCAAGAACCCGCCGAGCUUCAGCACGCGCAGCGACCUGGCGGCGCACUUCGCCGGCUUCGGCAGCAGCCACAACAUCGUCGCCAACGAGGAGACCAACACCAUCUUCGCCGUCGGCACGGCCCGCAACGAAAAGUGCCGCGGCGGUCUGUGGAUGGUUGACGUCUCGAACCCGCGCCGUCCGCAGGACAACGGCUGCGUGUCGCAGGACGGCUACGUCCACGACGCGCAGUGCGUCAUCUACCGCGGCCCUCAGAGGGACUUCCAGGGCCACGAGAUCUGCUACUGCUACAACGAGGACAGCCUGACCGUGGUGGACAUUACGAGGCGCGCGCAGCCGGUUCAGCUGUCGCGCACGACGUACAACGGGGCCACGUACACGCAUCAGGGGUGGCUGGCGACCAAGGACAUGCGAUACCUCUUGCUCGACGACGAGCUCGACGAGGAGAACGGCUCGGGGCCCGCGUCCGACGGCCACACGGCGACCUACAUCGUCGACGCGUCGGACCUGCGCAACCCCAUCUUCACCGGCGUGUACAAGAGCCCCGUCAAGUCCAUCGACCACAACCAGUACGUCAUCGAUGGCAUUUCGUACCAGAGCAACUACGGCUCGGGCCUGCGCGUGGUCAACGUCACGUCGAUUGCCGAAGACGACACGGGCUCCAAGUUUGAGGAGAUUGCCUUCUUCGACGUGCGGCCGGAGGAUGACGACAAGGGUGGCGAGGUGACGUUCAACGGGGCUUGGUCGGUCUACCCCUACUUCAAGAGCGGGUAUGUCGUGGUGAACAGCAUCGAGCGUGGAGUCUACUCUGUCAAGCUGAAUGUGUAG
Messenger RNA from Purpureocillium lilacinum, 1410 nucleotides. RefSeq lists its product as uncharacterized. Gene Ontology annotation, cellular component: extracellular region. The record is from RefSeq and is a predicted model, not a curated record. NCBI's taxonomy places the organism in Eukaryota, Fungi, Ascomycota, Sordariomycetes, Hypocreales, Ophiocordycipitaceae.